CGUUGCAGCAGCUGACAGCUAAAGCUUUUGUCCGGAUCAAUCUAUCAUUCCACGGGUUGUGAGGACCGUGACUCGACUAGUGUGACAUACCGUAGGGAGGUGAGGAUCGUCGGUAUAGGUGCCUCGUGCCUGAUGCGGUCAAGUUGGAAGCUGACCGUGGACCUCAUCAACUGAUUGAGUGCAAAGCCUCAAGAGUGUGUUGGCAGGGCGUCAUGGGCGAUUACACGGGAUCUACCGGCUCGAACCUCACCACACCGGGGCUCGAUCUUCCCGGCACCACGGAGAUUUACAUUCCUAUGGAGUUUGACCUGACGCUGGAAAUGCAAAGCAUCUUCGUCCCCGUGAUAGUCAUCACGCUGUGUAUUGGACUCCUAGCCAACUUUCUUGCGGUCUUCAUUACGUUCAAAUGCGCGAAGGAGAACCGAGAACACAAAGUGACUAUCCCUGGGAUCCUGGUGAGAGCCUUGCUUGCUAUAGACACCAGCGCUGCAAUGUUCUUCAUGGUCCGAGGCUGCUGUCUGUUCAUCUACCAGAAGACGUGGAUACAGUGCGACUUGGACCUCGCCAGCAACCUCAUUUUCUCCUGGGCCUCCGGACUGGUCAACAUGUUGAUGAGCUGUGACAGGUGCCUGGCCCUCGGCGCGCCGUUCUUCUAUCACGCGCACGCCACACGCGCCAGGACGUACCUCACGCUGGUCCUGUCCAUUCUGGCGUCGGCAGCCUUGAGUAUGCUGCCCGUCUUCGGAUUCGGAGCCUACAAGGUUUACGUCGGUGGCGAGUAUCACUGCCUGGCUCCCGGGGACCUCAGGGCCGAAGCCACGGACUUUGACUUCAGUUUCAACGUCAUGUUCUUCACUCUAGGCUUGGGCGUGCUGGUUAUCACCUACAUCGCCAACGCGGUGGUGCUGAGGCAGAUCUUGAAGCUGAGGCGGCGACUUGUGGUCGUCAUCGACUCGGAAAUGUCAAGAGCGCAAAACUCCACGGAGGGUGAGGCGAAUCGGGGAGGCGGAACCUCACGAACCUCACCGAGAACCAUCCCCGGGAAUAACACCCUCAUCCCUCGCAUAGACCCCAAAGAGAAAGCGCACGGAACAACCAACCACCAAGCCGGGAACAACAUCAGUACGGUGGAUUUGGGGGAUGAGGCGCGAACCUCACGCUCACUGAGCACCUCACGCGAGAGGACCUCAUCGUGUCCGAAGCAACCUGACGCGGGAAGGACUGAGAUGAGGUUCGGUAUCAUGAUCCUCGUCUUCUCCAUGGUCUUUACGCUGUCCUGGCUGCCGUUCUAUAUUCAGCGACUCGUCAAGGCUAUCACCGGCUUCAGCACUCAGACCACCCUAUUAAUUGUCAUCUACCUGCUGACGUUGAACCACGUGAUCGACCCGUUCGUCUACGUCCUCAUGAAGCCCCAGUACCGCAAGAAGUUUAACCAACUCUGCCGUAGGUGGCGCUCUAUCUUCUGCAAGCGUUGCCAUAGCAACGAAGGGACCACGUCAUCGGCAACUGGCGGGGAGGUUGUCGUCAGGAGCGUUUCUAGCGCUAAUCUCUACGGCAACCGCCGAAACAGCCUCGGAACAACGCUCAUCACUUCAUGUACCAUGACUGCAGGACAUGGCUACGGCACAAAUGCAUGGCUGGGGCUCACCCAACCCCAUGCUCCUAUGAUACAAGUCACAGCGGCUACCCCUAGCCUAGCCAGCGAGCCCAGCCGUCGGGCCUCGUCGACUGACGCUGCUCUCGAUGAGAUCGUCUCCCUGGACUCGAGCUGUACGGAUUCCAGUGCUGGUAAUCCUGGGAUUUAUCUGCUUGGGGAUUACCAGACUGCGGAUCAUCAGCCUGGAGGUAGUCAGCCUAUGGAUUACCAGGCCAGAGUUUAACAACGUUUGGAUUAAGAUCCCUGAUACGACAAGCCAGUGGAUUAGCAGCCUGUGGAUUAGCUUUGGGAUAAUCCAAGAGAUUAACCAGCUGCAUGGUUAUUGAGCCUUGGGACUUUUGGCCUGAGAACUAGCAGCAUGGAGAUUAUCAACCCAGAGAUUAAGAACCUGAUUAAGAACAUUGGAUUACCAAGCCUGUGGAUUAGCAUCCUUGGGAAUGGUUUAUCCUGUGGAU
Molecule: messenger RNA, 2112 nt
Organism: Patiria miniata (bat star)
Lineage: Eukaryota; Metazoa; Echinodermata; Asteroidea; Valvatida; Asterinidae
Product: tyramine receptor Ser-2-like
Exons: 3
Coding region: 213-1880 (555 amino acids)
Biological process (GO): inflammatory response; positive regulation of cytosolic calcium ion concentration; adenylate cyclase-activating G protein-coupled receptor signaling pathway
Cellular component (GO): plasma membrane
Molecular function (GO): G protein-coupled receptor activity
Source: RefSeq, a predicted model, not a curated record